CCAGCCAAGAUUCGGAUGACAGCAUCAAACGGGCCAUCCUCAGCCUUUUUCCCCGGGUUUGUUGGAGCUGAAUAUGUAUCUAUCACCAUCAUCAGCUUGCCAUUUGAGGGUAAAUCCCCCAGUGAGAUAGAAAAUCUAGCUUCCUCACAUCUUUAUUGAUUGUCUUUUUUGGUUUGUUCAUAUCCCAAAAAUUCCUUCCUUACCCAAGCUCCCUCGCCCCCCCCCCCGGUCGUUCGAUACAACAGGAUAACAAAGGAGAGAACAAGGGAAAGAAGAUCGGAGGGGAACCUGCUCGGAAAAUAAGAAGAGAUUUGAAAAAGGAUAUAAAAUGCGCCGUAGAAAAGAUCGCGAACCUAUUAUUCUGGUUAUAGAUUUUCAUCAUGCAAGAGGUCCCGAGGUCGAGCAUUGCUUUUGCAAGCAAGGAGCUGAUGUCCUUGUGAAGAAUGAUUGGUCUCUAUUACCAUUCAUGGCACUGUCCGAUGGAGCGCAUGCCUCCACCGAAGAUUUCUCCUACUUUACACUCAAGCAAAGCGCAACAGAGUCGGAGCCCGCCACUUCCCUCUUCGGAAUAUCAUGCACACGCCAGAUGGAUUCGGCAUCGCUGAUCAAUCGACCCCCUGACGUGACGAGGUCGACGGUUCAGAAAGCGGUGGUGGCUGUGAUUGAUGAGCCAAGGCAUUUCGGGCAGUUGAGGCAGAAGUUGUCUAUUGUUACGUCCGCGUGGUUUGCGCAGAGAGAUUUCUCGGAUACGGAUAUUUUAAAGAUAUUCCAGGAAAACUUGGCGGAAAGUUUAGAUAAUGAUGAAGGCCAGAAAGAUGAGAACUUGGGCCUUUCAUUACGAGAGAUGAUCCAUGAAUUCAAGCACCAGACUCUGGUCUUGUUUAAAUGUCUUUUACUGCAACCAAAAAUGCUAUUCUUUGGUACCCGCUGCGAACGACUCUGCAUGAUCCAAUUCUCACUUAUAUCCUUAAUACCCGGCCUUAUUCACCAUCUUGAAGAUUGCGCAGACCCGUCCUUUGAUAGCUACGCAGAGUCUGUUGUUAAACCUACGUCUCUCAAAACGAGUGAGAGGAGCUCAUUACUCGCAUAUAUGGGUUUACCUCUUCAGAUCUUCGGCAAGGGAAGUAUAUUUGGUCCCUACACGCCCCUCCAGCGCCUGGAUCUCCUCGCGGAUUACGGCACGAAAUCUUACGUGGUUGGAUCCACAAACUCCCUGCUGUUGCAGCAGAAAGACCGGUACAGCGAUAUUCUUAUUAAUCUUGACGAAGAUACAAUCAACAUUACCUCGCCGUCCUUGAGAUCUGCUCUUUCGCUUUCCGCAGCUGACAGGCGAUGGAUUGAUUUUCUGACGCAAACAAUCUAUGAAACCUGGGAUGAUAACCAGCCAGAGCGGCCUAACACUCAUGGAUACUUGGGCUCCGAAGAGUUCAUUCGCCUGCAAUUUGAAGAGUAUCUAUUGGCGCUUCUCUCUUGUGAAAAGCUCCACGAUGAAAUGCGUCGCGGUUCGGGAACUUUAUCACCAGGUUUGGAUGUUGAAAGUGACCCGGCAUCUGAAUUUGGCACACAUUUCCUCGAGCGUUGGAGGACAACGUCCAACUACGCUCUGUUUCACAAGCUCACAUCUGACUCUCAUUUGUUCUCAAUCGUGGAACCGCGCCAUCCCUGUGCUGGCGGCUUGGGUAUCCAAGAUAUCCAAAGACGACUGGCCCAACAGAUAUCCGAAUUACACUUGGAUGAGCGAGUUCGCGAGGGCCGCGAAGCUCUUAACAAACACUUAGCCACUGGCCAAAAGAGAGUUAACUUCGCGUUCAACAGUUUCUGGGCUGACAUAAACCAGCGUAAGAAGAACGAACAACAGCGGAGAUACUCCGAAGAAGUUUCUGCGUCAGCGGACACUAACUCAGUAGCAUCUCCCCGGACGUCGACUUCAACGAUUGCAAACUCUCCCGGUGCAGGAUCAUGGACAUUUGGCCCCCGAAAAGCGCCGGUAGUUGACAUUUCCCAGGCGCAGGCAACUGUCGCUGCCGCGGGACAACGUGCAUCUUCCUAUUUUAGUUCCUGGGGCGCCUGGGCAAACGAUCGACGAAAGGAAUGGCAGGAGAAGAAAGCCAGCGGGAGCAACAGCCCGGUGUCAUCGCCUACUGCAGUGGUUUCGCCCCAGAGCUUGACCAUCACUCCUAAAACGAACUCAGACGAUCCGAGUCACUUGCCUGGAAGGGGCUCAGAGGAGAUUCAAGGCCGCACGCAUCACCCUAGUGGCUCCGUGUCCAGCGCGAGCACGAACCUUAGCCACAAGAAGGCAUGGAGCAACUUGUUAUGGAGGAGUAGCGGCAAUCACACCUUUGACCCGGAUAUUCAAAAUAAUGUUAAUCAUAAUAAUACAGCGCGGAGCCAGCGAACAAGCCGAGAUUUGAAGAUCAAGGAACGCGAUACUACUAAUGACGUGAACGAUAACGAUAACAAUAAUUCUAAUACCAAUAUCGAUGCCGUUGCUACUACAGCGAAAAACAGCCCUCCCCCAUCCGAGCCACUACCAACAUUACCGUCGCAAAACAAGGACUCCUUCGCACCAUCAACAGCCAUAUCCAUGUCUGCAAUGGAUGCACAGACAACAAGCCAGCCCAUAUCCUCACCAACCCUCACCGCCGCCGACAAACUGAAGGUAAACUACCACACCCACGAGCCAGCAAUUUCCCCGCUCAAUCUUGAUGAGUCGGCUCAUUGCGACCCUUUUACGGUCGUGGAUCUGUCGGGCCCUACGCAGAAGUCGUCGACUAGUGAGGCUACCACGAAGGCAGAGUAGAAAUAAUUUCGUGGUUGUGGGCAAAAGGGAGAUGGGUGGGUAGCAGCUGGCUAGAAGGCCUUGCUUCCUACUUUUCUUUGUUUCCCCCUCUCCCUUGUUCAUCUACCUUUUAUUGGUUACCCCUGGUUUCUAGCUUCAAGAUGGAGGGAGAUGAUGCAGCAACAUCUCCCUCUUCAUUUUCCGUUCCUGAAAUUACCAUACUGUUCUUCCUGUCAGCCCAUCUCGGCGUUAUCUUUUCUUCCUAUCUCUCUCUCUCUCUCUCUCUC
This is a messenger RNA of Blastomyces gilchristii SLH14081, 3069 nucleotides long. Its product is annotated as Avl9 protein. Bases 329 to 2803 code for a protein of 824 amino acids. Lineage: Eukaryota; Fungi; Ascomycota; Eurotiomycetes; Onygenales; Ajellomycetaceae. Gene Ontology annotation, cellular component: cytoplasm. The transcript has 10 exons. The record is from RefSeq and is a predicted model, not a curated record.